This is a messenger RNA of Punica granatum (pomegranate), 584 nucleotides long. Lineage: Eukaryota; Viridiplantae; Streptophyta; Magnoliopsida; Myrtales; Lythraceae. The record is from RefSeq and is a predicted model, not a curated record.
CAUCUCUCUGUCCUCUCACUUAAAGAUUUUCUUUAUAAGCAGCCCUUCUUCCCACACUUACACUUCCCCCUGCAAACUCUCACUAUUACUCACAGAGAGAGACUUUAGGGUUUUUUCUUUUCUCUAGGGUUUUUUCAUCAGAUCAUCUUUAGCCAUGUCUGGCACUAGCCGAAGGUCAGCAGGGAGUCCGGCUCCUUCGACAGCCACCCUGUCCGAGGACGAGAUUCGAGACUUCGUCUCCAAGCUUCAAGAACUGAUCCCGCAGCUUAAUCACAGAAGCAACGGAAGGGUACCAACUGAAGUAUUGAAGGAGACAUGCAGUUACAUACAGAGGCUGAACAGGGAGGUGGAGGAGCUGAGUGAGAAGUUGUCCAAGCUGCUGGAUAACAUGGGCAUUUCUAGUGCUGACGUUGAGCUCAUUAAAACUCUUCUUGAUCUCUAUUAGUAUAAUUCUUCGACGAAAACUCCUUCAUCGUUAGUAUGCUUCGGAGUCGAGUUGAUUUUCAGAGCCGUCGAACCUGCUGUAUUCCAUUCGACCACUCCGAAUUUAACUAUUAUAAAGUUUGAUUGAUAUUCCAGUCCAC